This is a messenger RNA of Malus domestica (apple), 3395 nucleotides long. Lineage: Eukaryota; Viridiplantae; Streptophyta; Magnoliopsida; Rosales; Rosaceae. The record is from RefSeq and is a predicted model, not a curated record.
CUCUCUCGCAUAGCAAUUACACCUUUCUCUCCCACCAUUAAAUGCAAUUGCACCCUCUCAAUACGCUCUGCAAUUACUCCCUCUGCCCCCUUAUCUCCUUCCUUGCCCUUCUCUAUUUCCUAAAACCACUUCCCUUUCUUCUUUCUCAUCUUCUCCUCCUUUUCCAACUUCCAAAACCUUUUACUAGUCUAGAUAAUCUUGCACACCAAAAACCGUACGCUGGAAAACCACUUUUGGGACACCAAACAGUGGUUUCCCGGCACACGUUAAGCCCAAAACCAGAUCUACAGCGCCUCGCUCUCUAGGGCUUUUGAUAAGGUGCAGAUACACAACAUCAUACAUCUAUAGCUAGGGCAAGACCAGAAAAUAUAAGGAGAAACUUGGGUUGUUACAGUUUGGAUUACUCCCGAGAUAUAUUCGUGUGCGUUAUGUGUUUGGUUUAGAUCGAUCGAUUUUUUUUUUUUUUUUUUUGUGUGAAGACUCAAGCCGUAUUGAAAUCGUCAACCCCUUUAAUCUUAAUCUCUUCAUAUACUCACACUCUCCAUUUCAUCACCAAGUGCAAAAUUGAACCGUGUGACAAAACCUCAUUUUGUCUUCUCUCUGUCUCUUUGUUUUUUCACCUGAAAAAUUUCACAUUUAUCCCUCUGUCUAGAUCAAACUCAAAAAUCCAAAUCAACCUCAAACCCCCUAAACUAAGAAACUAAUCGCACAAAUUAAAAAUUCAGGUUGCUUUUGAGUAUUUUUGGCCUUGAAGUAUGCAAGCCGGGCUUAUUAUUCCGGCGAGAAACAUGCCUUCCAUGAUGGGAGGCAAUGGGAACAUUACUGGGUUUGCGUCAACUUCAGGACUCACACUUGGUCAGCCAAAUAUGAUGGACGCCAGUAAUCUGCACCCGCUAGACAUGGCUCCAAACACCUCUGAAAGCGACAUUCCUCGGUUCCGAGAUGAUGACUUCGACAGUGCUAACAAAUCCGGCAGCGACAACCCUGAAGGCGGUUCGGGUGAUGACCAAGAAAACCCUCGACCCAAAAAGAAGCGUUAUCACCGCCACACUCAGCAUCAGAUCCAAGAAAUGGAAGCGUUUUUCAAGGAAUGUCCCCACCCAGAUGACAAGCAGAGGAAGGAACUGAGCCGGGAAUUAGGUUUGGAACCAUUACAAGUCAAAUUUUGGUUUCAAAACAAGCGCACCCAAAUGAAGACUCAGCAUGAGCGGCAUGAGAACACACAACUUCGGAACGAAAACGAAAAGCUCCGUACUGAUAACAUGAGGUACAGAGAAGCGCUAGGUAAUGCCUCAUGCCCCAAUUGUGGCGGCCCAACAGUUCUAGGGGAGAUGUCUUUCGACGAACACCAUCUGAGACUCGAAAAUGCUCGAUUACGAGAAGAGAUUGAUAGUAUAUCAGCGAUAGCUGCGAAGUAUGUUGGCAAACCAUUAGGAACCUACCCUCUCAUGUCUUCUCCAGUUCCUUCCCGUGGUCAACUUGAUCUUGGGGUUGGGAACUUUGGUGGUCAGCCAGGCAUGGGCGGUGAGAUGUAUGGUGCUGGAGACCUUCUCAGGUCAAUCAGUGCACCAAGUGAGGUAGACAAGCCAAUGAUAAUUGAGCUUGCUCUUGCAGCUAUGGAGGAACUCUUCAAAAUGGCCCAAAUGGGUGAACCUUUGUGGAUGACAAGCUUUGAUGGCACCACAACCAUACUCAAUGAAGAUGAGUACAUCAGGACAUUCCCUCGUGGAAUCGGGCCAAAACAAAACGGCUUCAAAACUGAAGCUUCGCGUGAGAGUGCAGUUGUUAUCAUGAACCACAUUAACCUUGUUGAGAUUCUUAUGGAUGUGAAUCAAUGGUCGACUGUGUUUUCUGGGAUUGUGUCAAGAGCUCUGACCCUUGAAGUCCUAUCAUCUGGCGUGCCUGGAAAUUACAAUGGAGCCUUGCAAGUGAUGACGGCAGAAUUCCAAGUUCCUUCACCACUUGUUCCAACUCGUGAGAGUUAUUAUGUAAGGUACUGCAAACAGCAUGCCGAUGGCACCUGGGCUGUGGUUGAUGUUUCAUUGGACGACUUGCGCCCCAAUCCUGAGCCUAGAUCUUGUCAAAGAAGGCCCUCGGGAUGCCUAAUUCAAGAAUUGCCAAAUGGAUAUUCAAAGGUUACAUGGGUUGAGCAUGCUGAAGUGGAUGAAAGAGGUGUUCACAACCUCUACAAGCAGCUGGUUAGCUCCGGCCAUGCAUUUGGCGCGAAACGAUGGGUUGCCACCUUGGACCGGCAAUGCGAACGUCUAGCUAGUGCAAUGGCAUCAAACAUCCCUACUGGUGAUGUUGGAGUGAUUACAAAUCAAGAAGGGAGAAAAAGCAUGCUAAAAUUGGCUGAAAGAAUGGUGAUUAGCUUCUGUUCUGGAGUGAGUGCAUCAACCACUCACACAUGGACCACACUGUCUGGAACCGGUGCUGAUGAUGUCCGGGUGAUGACCCGAAAAAGUGUGGAUGAUCCCGGAAGGCCUCCAGGUAUUGUGCUCAGUGCCGCCACAUCUUUUUGGCUUCCAGUUCCUCCCAAAAGAGUCUUUGAGUUUCUCCGCGAUGAGAACUCCCGCAGCGAGUGGGAUAUUCUUUCCAAUGGGGGAAUUGUUCAAGAGAUGGCACACAUUGCGAAUGGUCAUGACACUGGGAAUUGCGUGUCUCUACUACGAGUAAAUAGUGCCAAUUCAAGCCAGAGCAACAUGCUGAUACUGCAAGAGAGCUGCACUGACCCAACAGCUUCCUUUGUGAUUUAUGCACCAGUUGACAUUGUUGCCAUGAAUGUGGUGCUGAAUGGGAGUGACCCUGAUUAUGUUGCCCUUCUUCCUUCUGGGUUUGCUAUACUCCCGGAUGGAGCCGACAUUGGAGACUCUGGCUCUGGUGGUGGUUCCCUUCUCACUGUUGCUUUUCAGAUCUUGGUUGAUUCAAUCCCAACUGCUAAGCUGUCUCUCGGGUCGGUUGCAACAGUUAACAAUCUUAUUGCUUGCACUGUUGAGAGGAUCAAAGCUGCAUUGUCAUGCGACAAUGAGUGAACUUCAUGACUCAAUUAGUUAAUUUCUAUAGGACGAGGAAGGGAGGUGAAAUGAGAGACACAGAUGGUGGUAAGGAAUUUCGGCAGCUUAUACCCAGGAGGGGAGAAGUCAAGAGCGCACCCUACAUGAUCUUUUUGUAUAAUCUAUAAAGAGAUUAGGGGUUCGGGUAUUGACUUCGUCGAACUAUGUUAAAGGCAAAUUAAGCGCUUGAGACCUUAUUUAUUUUUUGUUUUUGCUUUUAUUGAACUUUCUCAUUUUCCACCUCUAACCUUGUACACAAGAUUAGGGUUUUGGAAUGGAUAUUGCUUUUCUUUAUGGUCAAACGUUCAGGGUUUCUUUUUUUGAAAAAGGUUUUUAAAAGUA